AUGGCCUCCAGCCCAUGCCAAAUCGGCGAUGGUUUGAGUCAUUUAAUCGUUGUUUGUUGUCACGCAAUCUAUAUCGGCGGUCCAGCACGUGGGGCUGAGGAGAAUGAAUGGUUGAUUGAACCUUUCCAGAAAGGAGAGACGCCAACUUUCAUCCACCAUGCUAAGGCUGGUCUACGAGUGCUGGCAAAUGAUCCUGAGGGAUUACUGGUCUUCUCAGGUGGUCCAACCAAAAAGUCUCGAACAGAUCUUAGCGAAGGCCAAUCAUACCUUAACCUAGUCCGCGACAACAAUUAUUUCCGACAUGAAUCGGAUCUAUCGACAAUCGAUCCAUCGGCAGUCAUAUCAGAAUCGCAUGCAACGGACUCCUACCAAAACGUCCUCUUCUCACUACUUCGCUUCCGAUCUCACACUGGCGUCUACCCCAAACGUGUCACUGUAGUGACACACGAGUUCAAACGUGCUCGCUUUAUGGAAUGUCACUUUCCUGCUAUGGGCUUCUUGCCUCGCCUGGGUAGUGGGGAGGUCAUGGCCUUCCCAAGAGUAUCUCUGAUUGGGAUAGAUCCGCCCGAAGAAGUCACUCCUAUGGAAUCUCUGGUUCAGGGCGAGUCUUUGAGGGGAAUUGGACUAUGGCGACGCGAUUUGUAUGGCGUCGGUCAAGACUUGGCCAGUAAACGCAUCAUUCGAGGGUGGGCACCAGGCAUGGUGCAUGAACUAUGUCUCAACGGAGGUUACGAACCCGUCGUCGAGCAAUUGGUCUCGUGGGAUGGAGGAGCAGGAAAUGAAUGGUUUCCACACAUUGAAAGGUUGCCAUGGUACUAUGGACAUCCGCCAUAA
Messenger RNA from Penicillium subrubescens, 834 nucleotides. Its product is annotated as DUF218 domain protein. Gene Ontology annotation, cellular component: cytoplasm. Bases 1 to 834 code for a protein of 277 amino acids. The transcript has 4 exons. NCBI's taxonomy places the organism in Eukaryota, Fungi, Ascomycota, Eurotiomycetes, Eurotiales, Aspergillaceae. The record is from RefSeq and is a predicted model, not a curated record.